GGACAGGCCCGAACUAGGCCCUUGCCACGCGCGGAACCAGGCCUCGGCGCCCGCCGCGGUACAGGCCCUGAGAAGGCCGCAGCUAGGCCGCGACAGGGUUCCCUCUUGCAGGACUGGGCCGUAAGGCCCUACUCAGGGGCCUGAGGAGCUGCAGCUCAGGUUCCAGAAGGAGAAGAGGUAGAGAGCUGUUGAGAGGUGCACGGGGAGUAAUGCCGAGGCGUGGGCUUAGGGGACAGCGGGGCCCGGUCCGAGUCGGAGGAAGAGCGUCUGGAAGGAGACAAGAUGGCGGCGGCAAAGGAGGCUGGGGGAAGAGUGCCGGCCGCCAUCUUGAAUUAAUCGCUUCUGGCCCCAGACAGUCCCUAUUACGGGCAGGGCAGGGCGGAGACGGCGCCAGUGGGGGAGGCUCGCCCCUCCCCUCCUUUCCUAUGUUGUGCCCAGUUGUCCUGCUUAGCUGCUCAUGGGCCCUGCACGCUCCAGUCCCGCAACCUUCGUCCUCACCGUUGUAGCGGGUGACUCGCUGAGAGGCUCUGGACUGUUUAGUUCGUUGUCUUCCGGUCCUCAGCAGUUAAACGAUGUCCCGUCUCAGCGGGGAAAGAGCGAGCUACACAACCGCCCCCCCCUACACACACGGCCUUGUGCCAGUUAGUGCCGCGGGACUCUUCAACUGGAAAAGAAUAAAUAAUGCUUCAUAAAACUGAAUAGAUGUCUGUCAGUGACUGGCCAUGCUGGGGAAGAUAAUGGUCUGGACCAAUUGGCUUCAUUACGAAAGGCUGGGUGAUUGCUUGACAUCUCUCACGGGGUAUUAACCCUUUCGCAGGAUCGAGGUGACACACCGCUAGAAACUGAACUCAAAAUCCUAUCAUAAACUUUUCUGACUGAUGAGAGUUAAAGGCCAUGGAUGAAGAUGGACUUGAGCUACAGCCACAUGACCCACAUGCAUUUUUUGAUCCUACGGGAACUGAUGGAACACAUUUGAAUGGAAAUGAAAUUGUAGUUGAAAUACAAGAAACAGUGUAUGUAUCAGAUGUGGAGGAUUCUGAUAUAACAGUUCAUAACUUUGUUCCUGAUGAUCCAGAUUCUGUAGUAAUCCAAGAUGUCAUUGAGGACAUUGUUAUAGAAGAUGUUCAGUGUCCAGAUAUCAUAGAAGAUACAGAUAUAUCUCAAACUGUUAUUAUACCUGAACCAGUGCUGGACACUGAUGUCACUGAAGAAGUGUCUUUAGCACAUUGCACUGUUCCAGAAGAUGUUUUAUCCUCUGAGAUCGCAGCUUCAUCAGUGUCGAUACCUGAACAUGUACUCACAAGUGAGUCAAUGCACGUACCUGAUGUUGGACAAUUGGAACAUGUAGUUCAUGAUCAUAAUAAUGUCGUAGAAGCAGAAAUUGUCACAAGUUCUCUGGGAGAAGAUGUAGUUUCAGAAGUGUUGGUAGCAGACUGUGCCUCUGAAGCUGUAAUUGAUGCCAGUGGAAUACCUGUGGAACAUGCCGAUGACAAGGACAACUGUGAAGACUACCUUAUGAUUUCCUUGGAUGAUGCUGUCAAGACAGAAACUGAUGAUUCUAUUGACAUUAGUAGAAAAAUUGCUUCAGAAAGCGAUCCUUGUAAAAUGGAUGGCAUUUGCCCAGAAGUCAUCAAGGUCUAUAUUUUCAAAGCUGAUCCUGGGGAAGAUGAUUUAGGAGGCACAGUAGACAUUGUGGAAAGUGAAUCUGAAAAUGACAACGGAGACACAUUAAUUAAUCAAAAUAGCAGUGUUCGCAUUCCAAGGGAAAAAAUGGUUUAUAUGACAGUAAAUGAUUCUCAGCAUGAAGAUGAAGAUUUAAAUGUUGCAGAAAUUGCUGAUGAAGUCUAUAUGGAAGUGAUUGUAGGAGAGGAAGAUGCAGCUGCCGCUCACGAACAGCAAAUUGAUGACAAUGAUAUUAAAAGCUUUAUGCCAAUAGCUUGGGCAGCAGCUUAUGGUAACAAUACUGAUGCAGUUGAAAACCGAAAUGGAACUGCAAGUGCCCUCUUGCACAUAGAUGAGUCUGCUGCUCUCGGAAGACUUGCAAAACAAAAACCAAAGAAAAGGAGGAGACUGGAAUCCAGGCAGUACCAAACCGCAAUAAUAAUUGGGCCUGAUGGCCAUCCUUUGACAGUCUACCCAUGUAUGAUUUGUGGAAAGAAGUUUAAAUCCAGAGGCUUCUUAAAAAGGCACAUGAAAAACCAUCCAGAGCACCUACUUGCUAAGAAAAAAUAUCGAUGCACUGAUUGCGAUUACACUACAAAUAAAAAGUUAAGUUUGCAUAACCAUCUAGAGAGCCACAAACUUACUACCAAGACCGAGAAGCUCAUUGAAUGUGACGAAUGUGGAAAAAGUUUCUCUCAUGCAGGAGCUUUAUUUACACACAAGAUGGUGCACAGGGACAAGGCAGCAAACAAAAUGCACAAGUGCAAAUUCUGCGAGUAUGAGACAGCAGAGCAGGGAUUACUGAAUCGUCACCUUCUGGCUGUGCACAGCAAGAACUUUCCCCACAUUUGUGUGGAAUGUGGCAAAGGAUUUCGGCAUCCAUCAGAGCUCAAGAAACACAUGCGAAUCCACACUGGUGAAAAGCCCUACCAGUGCCAAUAUUGUGAGUAUAGAUCAGCCGACUCUUCCAACUUGAAAACUCACGUAAAGACUAGACACAGUAAGGAAAUGCCUUUCAAGUGUGACAUUUGUUUUCAAAUAUUUUCAGAUACCAAAGAGCUGCAACAGCACAUCCUUAUGCAUCAAGAAAGUAAAACACACCAGUGUCUACACUGUGACCACAAAAGUUCAAACUCGAGCGAUUUAAAACGACACAUAAUUUCCGUUCACACAAAGGACUACCCACAUAAGUGUGACAUGUGUGAUAAAGGCUUUCACAGGCCAUCAGAACUGAAAAAACAUGUUGCAGUGCACAAAGGCAAAAAAUUGCACCAGUGUAGACAUUGUGACUUUAAGAUUGCAGAUCCGUUUGUUCUAAGUCGCCAUAUUCUCUCUGUUCACACAAAGGAUCUUCCGUUCAGGUGCAAGAGAUGCAAGAAGGGGUUCAAGCUGCAAAUGGAACUCAAAAAACACAUGAAAACACACAGUGGUAGAAAAGUUUAUCAGUGUGAGUACUGUGAGUAUAGCACUACAGAUGCCUCAGGUUUCAAACGGCAUGUUAUUUCCAUUCAUACAAAAGACUACCCCCAUCGUUGUGAGUUCUGCAAGAAAGGCUUCCGAAGGCCUUCAGAGAAAAACCAACACAUCAUGCGGCAUCAUAAAGACAUUGGGCUGCCAUGAGGACUCUUUGUGAUGUGGAUUUGGGAAGGGUUGUGUAAAAGAUACUCUUUCUAGGCAGUCAUUGUAUUUUAAAGCAGAUCACACAAGCAAAAUAGUGUGCAUUUGAUUUAGUGCUGUAUACAGAUAGGAUUAUUGCUUCUAGUUGACUUUUAUACAUUAUGUUCAUUAGUGUGUUCUGAAUUCUCUUCCGUUUAAUAAAUGAGGAAGGAUAGCAACAAUAAAGUUGCAUUUAAUAAAGUAAACUCUGUCUCAAACUGAAUUUUUCAAACAUUAGUUCUCUGAAAUAUUUACCUUACUGACAGGGUUCAUUUUCAGUGACCAUGUUGACAGUUUUGUCAUGGGUUAAAGAGAAUUUUUAAUUUGCUCUUAAUAAAGAAGUCAUAAAGAGAUCUGUAUAAAAUAACCUGGGGGAAAUUAAUGUCAAAUGAUAGCAUUGUACCAUUGGACCCUCUUAAUUGUUUCAUUUGGUAUUUAAAGAACUUGUGACACAAUCUUCAUUUGAGUAGUUACUCAGUACUAUUCUCCGUUAAUUGGGGUUCUUUUUACAUAGUGUUUAAUUCUUCCGUAGUAAGAAAUACAUUGGUUGCUGGGAGCAUUUAUUUUCAGUAAGUGUAAGUUUAAAACUUGAGGCACUUGUUCAUAUUAACUAUCUGCUUCUCUGCCUUUUGGUUCUGUAUUACAAAUGCAUUUGUGUUUUUAAACUUAUUGCUGACUCAUAGUAUAUAUAGAUUUGUUUCAGUUGUUGACAGGAUCAAUUGACUGUUGUUAAGUUUACACCAAAUUAAAAUCAAUUUUAUUACAAGACUCUAUGAAGUAUUUGGUCCAAUCACAUUUUUUAACUAUCUAGCAGCAGUCUUGGACAACUUUUCAAAGAGUAUACACAGUAUAUAGAGAGAACAUCACAUGAAGUAAUAAAGAUCAAAAGCAGACGCCAUUUUUAUGAAGCACUUGUUUUCUUGCAACCUUUUAUACAUUUUCUCUGUUGUUCUUUUAGGAAUACAAAAUGAUAUCCAAUGUUUCCUCUCACUGAUGGAAAUUCGUCACCAGAACGAGGGAGAGAGGCAAUUUUCAGUUAUUCCUCCUCCCUCUUGUAUUCCCUCCAAAAGCUGAUGUGGAGGGUUCCCAAACCCUCCAGAGCAGAUUUUGAUGGAGCGCAGAGGGCUGCUGUCCUCCAUUCUGCUGAUAGAUGCCCUUCAUCAGCAGAGGAAGGAAAGUUAGUUAUCACAGUUUUUCUUAAUUGAAUAAUUUCAGUAAUGAGAAAGUAGUGGUCCCUCAAAUCAGUGGUUUAUUUAGUAAUUUUGUAGAAUUUAUCCAGCUUUUCCUAUGUUUAUACCCUUGUGGAUAGAUGUUGCAAUGACCACCUGUACUCUGAAACCUAUUGCUAACGCAAAGGCUGCCAGAAUUUUGCUUCAUGGCAAACGUGUACUCUGAAUUUGCAAAGUUUGGUAAAAACAAAAAACAAAGCAUGCUGUUAGGGAUGCUGUCUUAGUGUACAUAUACCAUGUUUGUAACUUUAAAAGAGAAAAGAGCUAUGGCAACCUGUUGUGUUUGGCUUGUUUGCGUCUUCAUCCCUCUGGCCUGUGCUGGUCCCCGAAGUACACUGGUCAAAUGUACUGAGGUGAGAUGCAAGUUCCAAAUGAACCUUUUUGCCCCAUGCUUCCCCAGUCUCCUAUUACCUUUCAUCCAAAACAUGGUAUCCCAAUGAAUUCCUAUGGUAUGUGGCCACAAAAUAUAAUGCCUGUACAUUCCUUCAGAUUUCCCAAUAUUCCUGGGUUGAUUGGUUUUGCUUAGUAGAAGACAAGAAUUACUAUUGUGCUCACCUAAAACAUCUUGUUUAUAGAAACAUAAGGCUGUCAGUUUUACAUGGAGCUAUGUUUGUUUCUGUCUUUUCAUUGUGUGUGAACUGUUGCAUGUUCACAAAACCCCUGGAAUAGUUAAUGGGAAUCCAUGGUACUCAAGCACGCUCAUGAGCUCUGGCCCAGUCCAACAGUUCCAGGAUGCACAUGGCUACGGCCAUUCCUUCAUAUUUUAGUAAAUUCAAGCAGCUAUUGUGGAGUUGUAUGGAAUUCUAUAAAGAUUUUGGAUUGUGAUUAUUUUAUUGCUGGAUUACAGCCUUAAAGUCUGGUCCUAAAAGCACUUGUACUCACUGCUGAAAAUGUUUUUGCGAUCUAGCAGAUACCCUAUAAAAUGUAGGUGUCUCAUCUUUCAUUGAAGUCUUGCCCAAAUUUCCAAAUAAUUUACACACAAAUUAUUUUCAAGUCUAUUAAAAACCAAUCAGACUUCAAAUUCCCAGUCUGCUACUGAAAAGUAUUACCCAUAUUGAAAUACGUUCUUGAACAAUUACUCAAAUUAAGAAAGCAAAAACUUGACCCACUUCCUGUUUCUCGAACAUGAUCUGAAAUCAACAUUUGUUUUAAAGCAUAAUUUUUGAAACUUCAACAAGCAAUUACGAGUUUAGUGAAGUGGAUUUUGUACAAUGUGUCUGUAAAAAGAGCAAAUUAAAACUAGUUGUUAAUAUAAUGAUAUUAGUUACAGGCUAGUUUUAUUUGAUUAGCAAAUGCUAUAAAAUUGAUGUUUCUGUUCCAUGUUUUAAAUGGUAUAUUAAAAAACACACACCAAGAACAUAAUAUAAAUAAUUGUUCUGUAAAAAUGCUUGUUAAAUACUCUAUGUCCCUCGCUCUGUACACUUUGUAAAAAUGAAAAACGAAACAAAUUACAUAGACUCAUAUAUAGGGUUGUGUGACACUGUAAUGUGUUCUUGAUGAUAAUGUGAAAAAAAUAAA
Molecule: messenger RNA, 6065 nt
Organism: Rhineura floridana
Lineage: Eukaryota; Metazoa; Chordata; Lepidosauria; Squamata; Rhineuridae
Gene: ZFX
Product: zinc finger protein X-linked
Exons: 8
Coding region: 895-3282 (795 amino acids)
Biological process (GO): regulation of transcription by RNA polymerase II
Cellular component (GO): nucleus
Molecular function (GO): metal ion binding; RNA polymerase II cis-regulatory region sequence-specific DNA binding; DNA-binding transcription activator activity, RNA polymerase II-specific
Source: RefSeq, a predicted model, not a curated record